GAUAUAUUUUUAAAUAAUAAUAAAAUGUCCAUUACCAGCUCAGAGAUUCAUGAUGUCUCUGUUAGUGUAAUGUUUUGAUGGUAUCAUUUGGUUUAGGUCAUACUAUGGGACAGCACCAUGCAGAGCAACACCACAGACACCUCCCAACACUACUUUGAGGAAGAGGAGGAGGUGGAAGAAGUUCAAGAGCCACCGCUUUCCAAGACCAUCACUGUUUUCAGAGAUCCUAAGAAGCAGAAACGGACCAUCACCGGCCUUUCGUGGCAUCCUGAUGGAGGCAGGAAGCUGGCUGCAGCCUACUCCUGGCAUGAGUUCAAGGAAUUCCCCGAAACCUUGAGCCCGCACUCGUACAUCUGGGAUGUCGGAGGGUCCCACAGGAAAGAACCCAAACCACCCAGAGACAACUCUGAAACUGGCAUCUCAUCUCGUCUGCCUGGACUAUAACCCCAAAGACUCCCACACUCUUGUUGGCGGCAGCUACAGUGGGCAGAUCACUUACUGGGACACCAGGAAAGGCAGCCAGCCUGUGGAGUAUUCUUCUCUGAAGCACAGUCACAGAGAUCCGGUCCGCAAGACCAUCUGGUUGCAGUCCAGGACCGGGGCCAAUGUGUUCUCUGCCUCCACAGGUUUUGUGGUGGGACGUCCGUAAUCUGAGCGAGCCCACGGAUCGUCUGGUUCUGGAUCCGAGCAAGAAGUGGAAUCUAGGCCAAGCUUUAGGUGCCAGCUCUCUGGAAUUUGAGGCCACUCUGGUGAGCGAAUAAAAUGCUCCCGAGUU
Austrofundulus limnaeus is the source of this 775-nucleotide messenger RNA. Its product is annotated as dynein intermediate chain 2, axonemal-like. The record is from RefSeq and is a predicted model, not a curated record. The transcript has 5 exons. The coding region runs from base 118 to 444 and encodes 108 amino acids. NCBI's taxonomy places the organism in Eukaryota, Metazoa, Chordata, Actinopteri, Cyprinodontiformes, Rivulidae.